CGCUGAUAUUUCCACAAGGUCCCUCGAAAGCAGCGACAAGUUUUAAGAGGUCCGCAAUCUUUUAGAUAAAGUCAUUCCCGUAAUUUUCAGGGAUCCUGCCAAUUCCGACGACACCUACGUACCAGUUGGCGUGAACCUCUUGGCAAUUGAGAUUAGAGGCCGACACACAUUCGCUAUCUUCGACGCUUACCACGAUGACUACAAUUUCCUUACCGCCCAUGAGGUGGAGAAAAAUCAGCUCCCUGUAUAUCGCGUGAGGAUCAAGAAGCGCGGUAUACCAUGGGUAGGAAGGGCGCCAAAUUUCGAUGAGAUGAUCAAUGGGAUAGUAUCCGAGCUGCAUAGGUUGAAUGGGUAUGAAGUGGAGCCGCCUUAUAUUCGAGACUACGUGCAUGGGCCAAUCAUGUCUCGUGAUCCAAGGGGUUUGAAGAUGGCAGUUCCAAAAGAGACAGCGAGCAAAGAGGCAGAAGAGGAAGAAGUUCAGACUAAAGUAGCAGAAGUGAAAGAGGAAAAACUGUCGGACGAGGCAGAAGUUGAGGGGAAAGUUGCAGAAGAGAAAGAAGCCGAGGAAAAAGUGUCGGACGAGGCAGAAGUCGAGGGGAAAGUGGUAGAAGAGAAAGAAGUUGAGGAGGGGAGACUGGCAGAAGAGAAAGAAGCCGAUAAAAAAUUGUCAGACGAGGCAGCUUAAAGAGAGUUGCAACACAAAUGGGUUCUAAAGGAGCCAAACGUAGUGUGGUAAAGGAACACGCAGCAAAAUGUGGCACAUUUUAUACCCCUCAAGUUGGCUGGGAAGCAAAGCUGUUACUACUAAAUCACAAGAUUAAUGGCAAGGAUGGUUAACUAACGACAAGAAUUGUGCGCCUGUACUGAAAGUGGCGGAUUGUCACUGAUACGCUCUAUACCCCAUGAGCUCAGCAUGGAGAUAGAGAGGUUUCGGAAC
This is a messenger RNA of Pseudogymnoascus destructans, 937 nucleotides long. RefSeq lists its product as uncharacterized. NCBI's taxonomy places the organism in Eukaryota, Fungi, Ascomycota, Leotiomycetes, Thelebolales, Thelebolaceae. The record is from RefSeq and is a predicted model, not a curated record. The coding region runs from base 311 to 685 and encodes 124 amino acids. The transcript has a single exon.